This is a messenger RNA of Astyanax mexicanus (Mexican tetra), 1724 nucleotides long. It is a transcript of the gene ca14, whose product is annotated as carbonic anhydrase XIV. The transcript is spliced from 12 exons. Bases 253 to 1380 code for a protein of 375 amino acids. Gene Ontology annotation, molecular function: carbonate dehydratase activity; zinc ion binding. Gene Ontology annotation, cellular component: plasma membrane. The record is from RefSeq and is a predicted model, not a curated record. Lineage: Eukaryota; Metazoa; Chordata; Actinopteri; Characiformes; Acestrorhamphidae.
UUGGGCUAUUCUCUCACUCCACACUCCCUCCAUUUCUCUCCCUCUCUCCCUUUCUCUCACUCACUCGGACUUGCUCCCCUCUCAUCAGACCACCUGCUCAACCUCCAGCAUCUUCAGAGUAACUCUGCAAGCUCACAGCAUCUCUUUCUUCUUCAUCUUCUGCACAGUUCUGCUUCUCCUCAGAUACUCUCAGUCUGAGUCAGGAGGUGUGUGUGCGUGUCUAUAUGUGUGUGGGACUUUGGAUGAGAGAGCAUGGACCUGGCUUGGCUGGCAGCGGCUGUUUUUGUCUUGCUGUGGCAGUCUGUGGAAUGCUCAAGAGCUGUCAAAGAAUGGACAUAUGCAGAAGCUGUGGGUCAGUCUGAAUGGGCAGAGUUUUUCCCAGAUUGUGGAGGGUUUAGUCAGUCACCCAUAGAUGUGGACACUUCCCGAACACUGUACGACCCGUCUCUCGCCCCAGUACAGCCACUGGGCUACGGCCAGUAUGGCCAUGAACCCUUCACCCUCUCCAACAGUGGUCACACAGUGGAAAUGCCGUUGCCAAGUUGGAUGGGAGUGGCUGGGUUGCCAUGGCAGUAUAGUGCAGUUCAGCUCCACCUACACUGGGGGAACGGAAUAGGCGUGGCUACAGGGAGUGAGCACACCAUUGAUGGACAGAGUGCUUCUGCAGAGCUUCACGUGGUCCACUACAAUUCAGAACUGUACGCCAACAUAUCUCAAGCUAAAACUGAAAGAAAUGGCCUGGCUGUGCUGGGAGUGCUCCUGGAGGCAGGCAGUGAGACCAACCAGGCAUAUGCUCAUAUAUUAAACUACUUGGGUCGUAUCAGGUAUGCAGGUCAGAAAGUGGCCAUCCCCGCUUUUGAUGUGCAAACGUUGCUGCCCAAAGACCUGAGCCACUAUUUCAGAUAUAACGGAUCACUGACCACUCCUCCCUGCUACCAGAGCGUGCUGUGGACCAUAUUCUCAGAGAAAGUCAAAAUUUCACACUCUCAGUUGUUAAAGUUAGAGACAGUGUUAUACUCUAGUAAAUCUACUGAACCGGAGCCCAGGCUGAUGCAGGAUAAUUACCGUGUAACUCAGACACUCAACCACCGGCUUGUCCUGUCAUCCUUCUUCCCUGUUUCAGUAAAAAUCUACACAGAUGGUGAAAUCUCAGCCAUUGUGAUUGGCUCGCUCUGUGGAUGCAUCGGCCUGGCAGUGAUCGUGUGGUUUGUGGUGAAAACAAUUCGCUCUACAUCGAGCUGGGACGUCCUGCCUAGUGUCCGACCACCACCCCAGUCCAGAACUAAUGACGUGGCAAAGAACCUUAAACCGGACAUGGCCCUGAAGACGGCCUCUGACCCUGAAAAAAAGGAGGAAGCCGCACCUCAGCCCGAGCCUUGACCUUUUAUGUGUGAAUCUACUGAUCUAUUUCAUCUUUAAAUUUGAAUGUGGCCCUUUUACACACUGCCCCCUCUAUCUUUCAGCACAAACAUCUUCCUAACUUUCCCUCCAGCCUUUUUCCUCCUUUCUGCCUUUUCACUCUCACAUCCAUCACAGCUCUGUGUGCCUCCCCUUGACGUGUUAUAAUGCUGAUGUUUUCUUUUCCAAUAUGAGAUUCCCUCGUUUGUUGAAAUGUCUGUCAGAGUUAGAGACAGGACAGAUCUAUGUGUGUUGAAAGUGAACAAAACUGAAUUGAAUGUACAUAUGAUAUUUGUCUUGCAGAAAUAAAUGAAAGCUAUGUUUAA